AGCCGCUGCUGCGGCCGCCGGCUGCUGCACGUCCUGGGCCUUGACUUCCCCCUGCUGACUCGCCGGCCGCUUUUCCUCUGUCCUCGUCGCCUCAUGAAGCCGCUGGUCGUGUUUGUCCUCGGCGGUCCUGGCGCCGGCAAGGGGACCCAGUGCGCCCGCAUUGUCGAGAAAUAUGGCUAUAUACAUCUUUCUGCAGGAGAACUUCUUCGUGAUGAAAGGAAAAACCCAGAUUCGCAGUAUGGUGAACUCAUUGAGAAGUACAUUAAAGAUGGAAAGAUAGUGCCAGUUGAGAUAACCAUCAGUUUGUUAAAGAGGAAAAUGGAUCAGACAAUGGCUGCCAACGCACAGAAGAAUAAAUUCUUGAUUGGAAACCAAGAUAACCUUCAAGGGUGGAAUAAGACCAUGGAUAGGAAGGCAGAUGUAUCUUUUGUUCUGUUUUCUGACUGUAAUAAUGAGAUCUGUAUUGAACGCUGUCUCGAGAGGGGGAAGAGUAGUGGCAGGAGUGAUGACAACAGAGAGAGCUUGGACAAGAGAAUUCAAACCUAUCUUCAGUCAACAAAACCAAUUAUUGACCUAUAUGAAGAAAUGGGGAAAGUAAAGAAAAUAGAUGCUUCUAAAUCUGUUGAUGAAGUUUUUGAUGGAGUUGUGAAGGUUUUUGACAAAGAAGGCUAACUCUAAACCUGAAAGCAUCCUAGAUAUCAUGCUUGAAUAUUGCUUUGAUAGCUGCUAUCACAAACCCUUUUAAAGGCGAUUUUAACCUUUAGUAAUUACAUCUCAGUUAAUGGUGGGAAGGUAUGUAGAAAGACAAAUUACAUUUUUUUAUCUUCAGUUUUUUUUUGGUCUUAGGGGUAGACAGUGAAUUUGGGUUUAAUUUAUCUUAGCUAUGGUGCUCGCAAAACAGAAGAAUAUCGGCUAGUUCUUUU
This is a messenger RNA of Talpa occidentalis (Iberian mole), 923 nucleotides long. Its product is annotated as UMP-CMP kinase-like. Gene Ontology annotation, molecular function: UMP kinase activity; ATP binding. Gene Ontology annotation, cellular component: cytoplasm; nucleus. The record is from RefSeq and is a predicted model, not a curated record. Lineage: Eukaryota; Metazoa; Chordata; Mammalia; Eulipotyphla; Talpidae. Gene Ontology annotation, biological process: UDP biosynthetic process; CDP biosynthetic process; 'de novo' pyrimidine nucleobase biosynthetic process.